AUGCUGAAAAUAAACGCAGAUAACAGCAUCUAUGGCAGACUCUCAUUCUACCUAAUUGGUGGCUAUUCUUUAUCUAUGGUCGUCUACUCCUAUCCGUCUCUCUUGCCUAUUCAGAUAUUUAUUUGUAUCUUUCAAUCUAUCCAUUUACAUGUACCGACUUAUCUAAGUCUUUACACAUCUAUCUAUCUAUCUAUCUAUCUAUCUAUCUAUCUAUCUAUCUAUCUAUCUAUCUAUCUAUCUCAGUCUGGUUAUAUCUAUCUUAUUCUGUUUCUAUCUAUCUAUCUAUGUUCAUAUAUAUGUAUUUUUUUCAUAUCUAUCUAUCUAUCUAUCUAUCUAUCUAUCUAUCUAUCUCGUAUUUUUCUUGAUGUUUUGGUGAAGGCGUGGUCAAUGUUCAGACGAACCCCCUCCCAGGAUAUGAAAUCCGAUCCCGAGUCUCCCCAUCGGAAGUUCUUUUUGUUCGUUGAUUAUUUUAAUGGUCGAAGGGAUUAG
Molecule: messenger RNA, 489 nt
Organism: Acanthosepion pharaonis
Lineage: Eukaryota; Metazoa; Mollusca; Cephalopoda; Sepiida; Sepiidae
Source: the annotation of a GenBank genome assembly